Molecule: messenger RNA, 2336 nt
Organism: Aplysia californica (California sea hare)
Lineage: Eukaryota; Metazoa; Mollusca; Gastropoda; Aplysiida; Aplysiidae
Product: cell division cycle 20.2, cofactor of APC complex
Biological process (GO): anaphase-promoting complex-dependent catabolic process; positive regulation of ubiquitin protein ligase activity; positive regulation of anaphase-promoting complex-dependent catabolic process
Cellular component (GO): anaphase-promoting complex
Molecular function (GO): anaphase-promoting complex binding; ubiquitin ligase activator activity; protein binding
Source: RefSeq, a predicted model, not a curated record
GUUUGGACAUGCCACAGUCAGAGUACAAGUUCGGAAUAUGAACUUACAGAUCUAGUUGCAACCUCGCUGUGUGUCCAUUCUUACACAAUACAUGACAGAAGACUGCACAAUAAUAUGGCGUUUGGAGCAGACAGAUUCAUUCCCUUCCGACCCCGGCUCGACCUUGACUUUGCCCACGGGUUCUGCACCAGGUCCCUGGGGGGACACGGCCGCGCCUCGGACACCGUCAGUGACCAGUCGGACCACGACGGAGAGGAAGAGGGGUCAGUGGCGGGUCCAGCAGCCAGCAGUCUACGUGGCCAGACGGAAGACUGGAAGCAGUACCGGCGACAGCUAGACCAGGCGUUUGGACACAGCCCGGGGGCUCCUGUGUUGCCACUCUCUCCUACCUGGCGUGACCACAACUGGCAGGGCGCGGACUUCUCAUUCUCAAAGGUCACUAGGAGGUCAGACCAGUCUGGACCCUGUUUGUAUAACUCAGGGGUGACUUCCUGUAGGCAAGUACCACGUGACCCUGACAGAGUUCUCGCCCUUCCCGGUAUACAAGACAACUUUUACUGCAAAGGACUGGACUGGGGUUCCCACAACAGUAUAGCGGCGGCCCUGGGCAGUAGCACGUGCGUGUGGUCACCUCACACCCGACUCACGGCCCGACUGGACGCCCGGGACGACCACCACGGCCGCCAAGACAGCAGUCACGUGACAGGAACAGGGUCGGCAGCAGCAGACGAUAGAAGCCCGCGCUACGUGGCUAGUGUGAAGUGGAGUGAGGCUGGGGGUAGUUUGGCCGUUGGACUGUCUCAGGGAAUGAUCCAGCUGUGGGACCCCGGGUCUCAGAAGAUCAAAGCCACAGUGUCGGUGGGCGGGACCCACGUGGGCUGUCUGUGCUGGAGCGGUCACGUGGUGUACUGUGGCGCGCGCCGAGGCUACAUCACGACGGUGGACGAGAGGGUGAAGAGGGCGAUGGCCGUGUGGAGGCCCAGGGACAGGUUUGAGCGCUGAGCUGGUGUCCGUGGAGGCGUGACCUGCUGGCCAGUGGGGGCGGGGCGCGGGACAGACGAUUGGUCCUGUGGCACAUGGGGCGGGGCCAGGCGGAGGUGGAGAUCAACACUGAGACACAGAUCUGUGAUAUCGUCUGGUCCGAGCAGUACCGUGAACUUGUGUCCAGCCACGGCUACCCUAAUAAUGAUCUACGCCUCUGGUCGGUCCGCCCCGGGGCUCUGCAGCUGAUGACGUCACUCCGCCACCACAAGGGGCGACCACUCCACCUCGCCAUGAGCCCCGAUCGCAGCAGAGUUGCGGCCGCUGCGACAGACGAGACGCUGAGUCUUUGGACUCUCUUCCCCAACCGGCGGACGCAGGAGUUGAGGAAAUGGAGGAGCCCUUUGGAUCUUGUCACAUCCAUACGAUGACUUGUUGUUGUAUACAGGAUGCAUCUCCUAGUCUGACCCCAAUCAAAGACCGUAAAUAAUCAAAUACAGUUUACUAAGAAACAUGUUAUUUCUGGAACUGUACACAGGAAGAGAAAAAAAAAGUCAUCUGAUAAAUGUAGAAAUUUCCCAAACUUUACUUCAUGGGCUCAUAAAAAAGUCAUAAAAAUUUCCCUCACUGUAUUUUAUUUUUGCAUUGUGUAACUUUCUUACAAACGAGUAGCCAAAAUCUUGAACGACAAAAAAAUGAUCUAGUCUUUUUUUUUUGGGUGCACAUGUAAUCACCUGUGUUGCUUUCUGCCACUGCCCUACCUAACUUGUGUCAACUCGGUGAGACAACUGUGCCUAUUAUUAAUAAAAUUAUAUAUAGGUAAAUAAUUCCAUUUUCUUUGCCUGAAUAAAGCAGACGAACCAUUGUUACAUACAUUUGGCAAUAAAUAAGUCCCAUGUUGGGAGGCCGAAUCACACAAUGAAGUAAAGCAAAUACUACUGCUUUAUGGUACUACUACUGCGUAUAGUUCAUUGGUGCUAAUGGAAAGUAUCUGGCUUUCCACUUUAACUUAAACAUAGUACAGCCAAGACCAUUGUGCACUCUAUGAACAGGAACCAAAAACAGAUUGUACACCCAUACAUUUACAUAUAUUAUUAUCUCUUUGUAUGUUGUACAGCCACAUUAAUGUACCUCUCACUGCCAAUACAUUUAAUGGAUCCAUUUACAAAUUGCUAUAAAUUAAACAAGAACUACGAGAUUUGUGGAACUUUGAUGUGACAUUUGUGUUGUGAAUUAUCAUUUAUUAUUACCAAGCCCCACAUUAGCCUUAGGGCAUUCAACAUUUGAGUCAUUCAAAGAUUUGAACUAUGAGUACUAUGACAUGCAACACAUUAAAAUAUGUGUCCAAAACAAAA